This is a messenger RNA of Dichotomopilus funicola, 2253 nucleotides long. Its product is annotated as SCF E3 ubiquitin ligase complex F-box protein grrA. NCBI's taxonomy places the organism in Eukaryota, Fungi, Ascomycota, Sordariomycetes, Sordariales, Chaetomiaceae. The record is from RefSeq and is a predicted model, not a curated record. Bases 1 to 2253 code for a protein of 750 amino acids. The transcript is spliced from 4 exons. Gene Ontology annotation, cellular component: cytoplasm. Gene Ontology annotation, molecular function: protein binding.
AUGAGGCAGGGCGCGUCGCUCGACGCUAUCGCCGCCGACGGUCGGGAUGUGGUGCCGACACUCGAAAAUGGUGAAAACAACGAGAUGGAAACGACUCGACAGCUCCAUGAGGACUCUCGCACAACUUCAUCAACGAGCUCGCCCGCGCCCCCCGAUAACGAAUCCGACUUUUUUCUGGGCGCCAACGACUCCCAGUCUUCCCUCGGUGUGCCGAACAUCCAGGAUAUGCAAGUCACAGACGACGAAUGCCUCCCGGCCGUCCAGCGCCUCCCGAACGAGAUCCUAAUCGCCGUUUUCGGCCGGUUGGGCAACGCCUCAGACCUUCUUCAUGUUAUGUUGACAUGCAAGCGGUGGUCUCGGAAUGCGGUCGACUUCUUAUGGCACCGGCCCUCGUGCUCAUCUUGGGAAAAGUACGAAUCCGUUUGCCGGACGCUGAACCUUGAGAAUCCAUAUUUUUGCUACCGCGACUUCGUGAGGCGUCUGAACCUGGCCUCUCUCUCGGGCGAGAUCAACGAUGGCAGUGUUGUACCCUUGGCCGGGUGCACUCGGGUCGAGCGGUUGACUUUGACGGGCUGCAACAAUCUUACAGAUUCCGGGCUCAUUGCCCUGGUUUCUAACAAUAGCCACUUAUAUUCCCUCGACGUCUCUCUUCCUCCGCCGGUUGCGGGGCGUGUUCUCCACGACCACAUCACCGAGGCCUCGAUAGAUGCGAUCUCCGAAAACUGCCCACGGUUACAAGGGUUGAACAUAUCUGGCUGCCAAAAGAUUUCCAACGAAAGCCUUGUUCGCCUUGCUCAUCGCUGUCGUCAUCUCAAACGACUGAAACUCAACGACUGCAUACAACUUCAAGACAGCGCCGUGCUUGCCUUUGCCGAAAACUGCCCGAACAUUCUCGAAAUAGAUCUUCAACAAUGUCGGGAAAUUGGCAAUGAGCCCGUCACGGCACUAUUUACCAAGGGAAACGCCCUCCGGGAGCUUCGGCUAUCCAACUGCGAGUUAAUAGACGAUUCGGCUUUCCUCUCGCUGCCUUCCAACAGGCAAUACGAGCACCUUCGAAUCCUAGAUCUUACGUUUUCCGCCGGCAUCACCGAUCAUGGCCUCGAAAGAAUCAUCGACGUAGCACCCAGGCUCAGGAACCUCGUGUUGCAGAAAUGUCGUAACCUCACAGAUGCGGCGGCGUACGCCAUCUCGAAACUUGGCAAAAACCUUCACUUUCUCCAUUUGGGCCACUGCCAAAAUAUCACAGACGAUGGGGUGAAGCGGCUCGUAUCUAUGUGCAACAGGAUACGCUACAUUGACCUGGGUUGUUGCUCUCAGUUGACCGACGAUUCUGUGACACGGCUAGCCACUCUUCCCAAGCUUAAGAGGAUCGGUCUCGUCAAAUGCGCCAACAUCACUGAUGCCAGUGUUAUUGCCCUAGCCAACGCAAACCGCCGGCCUAGGUUGCGACGGGAUGCGCAUGGCAAUUUCAUACCGGGCGAUUACAGUAGCAGCCAGAGCUGUCUGGAGCGGGUCCACUUGAGCUACUGUAUCAACCUCACGCAAGCGAGCAUCAUCAGGCUUCUCAACUCCUGUCCGCGCCUGACCCAUCUCAGUUUGACUGGCGUGCAGGCAUUCUUAAGGGAAGAUUUGGAGCAUUAUUCUCGACCUGCUCCCUCAGGUAAGGGCUUUGCAUAUCGCCCCUGCGUAUGGCUUUCUAGCUCACACGAUCCCAUAGAAUUCACUGAGCACCAACGGUCUGUGUUCUGCGUAUUCUCCGGCCAAGGUGUUGUCGGCCUGCGCAAACACUUUAACCGAGUGCUUGCCGCAGAGGAGUCUCGACGCUCGAUGCGAGCCACCAUUCCUGUAGAUCCUCCGAUUUUCCCCCCGCCCGGCCAAACCUUCCCUCAGCUCGUUGACGCGUCCGGCGAAGACGCCGAUCCCGAUGCGAUAGAUGAAGACGAUGUCCCAGAGGAUGGGUCUGAGAUGGUUAUCGACACCUUCGGCCUUGGUCUGCACCAUGCCGCGGCAGGCACUAUCCCCCAUGAUCCACAGAACCAUGCCUUUGCUACUAGCGCCACUCCCCAUCAUUCCUUCCCCGAGGAUAUUCCAGAAGAAGCUGCCCAGCCGGGAGUGAGCGUGAAUACGCAGGAACCUGCCGCUGCUACAACUCCGCCAACCGAGGUUCCCCCCAUACAGGCAUUCAUGGAUAUGUCAAGCGAGGUUGGCGGGGACGUUGAUCCGACUCCCCCCAACACAACCAAUCAACCUUAG